Messenger RNA from Delphinapterus leucas (beluga whale), 2454 nucleotides. The record is from RefSeq and is a predicted model, not a curated record. Lineage: Eukaryota; Metazoa; Chordata; Mammalia; Artiodactyla; Monodontidae.
AGUUGCUAUAAUGGAAGUCAAAGGGAAAAAAAAAAUCACAGGAAAAGGUACAAAGCCAUCACAAGAAAAAAACAGAUUUCAUAAAAACAGUGAUUCUGGUUCUUCAAAGACAUUCCCAAAAAAAGUUGUUAAGGAAGGUGGACCUAAAAUCACAACUAAGAACUUUGAGAAAACUGCCACAAAACCUGGGAAAAAAGGUGUGAAGCAGUUCAAGAAUAAGCAGCAAGGGGAUAAAAUACCAAAGAACAAAUUCCAGCAGGCAGAUAAAUUCAACAGGAAGAGAAAAUUCCAGCCAGACAGUAAAAAUGAUGGCACAGCAGUCAAGAAACCCAAAUGGGAUGAGUUCAAAAAAAAGAAAAAAGAACUGAAGCAGAGCAGGCAACUCAGUGAUAAAACCAACUACGACAUUGUUGUUCGGGCGAAGCAGAUCUGGGAGAUCUUAAGAAGAAAAGAUUGUGACAAAGAAAAAAGAGUGAAGUUGAUGAAUGAUUUGCAGAAGUUGAUUCAAGGGAAAAUUAAAACUAUUGCAUUUGCACAUGAUUCAACUCGUGUGAUCCAGUGUUACAUUCAGUAUGGCAACGAAGAGCAGAGGAAACAGGCUUUUGAAGAACUGCGAGGUGAUUUGGUUGAAUUAAGUAAAGCUAAAUAUUCCAGAAAUAUUGUUAAGAAGUUUCUCAUGUAUGGAGAAGCUGUGAUUAAGCACUCACUGGUACAUAAAGUAUUCUUGGACUUUUUUACCUAUGCACCCCCAAAGCUGAGAUCAGAAGUGAUUGAAGCCAUCCGAGAAGCAGUGGUAUACCUGGCGCACACACACGAUGGCGCCAGGGUGGCCAUGCACUGCCUGUGGCACGGCACGCCCAAGGACAGGAAAGUGAUUGUGAAAACAAUGAAGACUUAUGUUGAAAAGGUGGCUAAUGGCCAAUACUCCCACUUGGUUUUAUUGGCGGCGUUUGACUGUAUUGAUGAUACUAAGCUUGUGAAGCAGAUAAUCAUAUCAGAAAUUAUUAAUUCCUUGCCUAACAUAGUAAAUGACAAAUAUGGAAGGAAGGUCCUGUUGUAUUUACUAAGCCCCAGAGAUCCUGCACACACGGUAAGAGAGAUCAUUGAAGUUCUGCAGAAAGGAGACGGUAACGCACACAGUAAGAAAGAUACAGAGAUCCGCCAACGAGAACUGUUAGAAUCCAUUUCUCCAGCUUUGCUAAGCUACCUGCAAGGACACGCCCAAGAGGUGGUGCUGGAUAAGUCUGCGUGUGUGCUUGUGGCUGACAUCCUGGGAGCUGCCAUUGGAGAUGUGCAGCCCGCCAUGAAUGCCGUCGCCAGUUUGGCAGCGGCAGAGCUGCAUCCUGGUGGCAAGGAUGGAGAGCUUCACGUUGCAGAACAUCCUGCAGGACAUCUAGUUCUGAAGUGGUUAAUAGAGCAAGAUAGAAAGAUGAAAGAAAGUGGACGAGAAGGUUGUUUUGCAAAAACACUCGUAGAGCUUGUUGGUAUGAAGAACCUGAAGUCCUGGGCUAGUGUCAAUCGAGGAGCCAUUAUUCUUUCCAGCCUUCUCCAGAGCUCUGAUCAAGAUGUUGCAAAUAAAGUCAAAGCUGGAUUGAAAAGCCUUAUUCCCACAUUGGAAAAAAGCAAAAACACCAGCAAAGGAAUAGAAAUGCUACUUGAAAAACUGACUGCCUAGGUAGAAACUGUUAAGAACAAGUUGGAGUCAUUUUUCCUCUUCUGUUUUCCCAGUACAGAAAAGAAGGGCUAGGGUCCAUCUUACUGGUAAUUUGGGUGCUCUGUAUAUGUGUUUCUUCUUUGUAUAAGAAUCUAUUGAUAAAAUGAUUUCUAAAAAUGGCCUUUGUAAGAAAAAAAUCUCAGCCUUCUCUUUUAUCAUAUUGAAUAGUAAGCAAAUUACAAUGUAAAAUGUUUAACAGUCAUGCACAGUGAGACCAACCAAAUUUAUAUAAAAUAGUUGUGUGCAUUGAUUCAGGGGAGAAGACAUCUUCAGUGAACAGUAGUCUGAGAGGGCUUCAUGGAGGAGGAGGAACCUGAGAGUUUCCUGCUUCAGAGGAAGGCAGGAUGUGGUAAAAGAGAGCCACGGGGAGUCCUUGGUGGGAGCAGUGAGGUGGCAGUCAAUGGUUUUGAACUGAACUUCAGGAAGGCUUGGGGCUUGUUGGGUACAGUCAUGGGGAUACUCUGCAUCCAGGACAGCUGCAUUCCUAUCUGCCUUAUGGAUUGGGUGCCAUGUUAGAUUUUAUUUGAAACAAGCCACUCCAGGAAGUUAAGAUUUUUAGGAGGAAAUGUGCUGAAUGAAUUAGGGGAUCAUAGUGGGUAGCAGUGUUAAGGUCAUUGUCACAGGAGAAAUCUUCCUGUCUUUGAAACUGGGCCUUCCCAGUAAAUAGCUCCUUGUAGUGAGACUUUCUCUCUUGGGACUUUCCCUAAAGUAGUUGAGGCCUACAGGGUUUGAGUUAGAAG